AUGUCUAUCUAUCUAUCCAACUAUCUCAACCUAUUCAUAUCUAUCUAUCUAUCUAUCUAUCUAUCUAUCUAUCUAUCUAUCUAUCUAUCUAUCCCAGUCUCUACAUUAUCUAUCUAUCUAUCUAUUACAGUCUCUACAUUAUCUAUCUAUCUAUCUAUCUAUCUAUCUAUCUAUCUAUCUAUCUAUAAUCCUUCGCUACUUUUUUCUUGUUUUAUUUCCCGUUUCUUUCUUUUUUUCUGUCUUUCUGAUUUUUUCUUUCUUUCUCAUUAUGUUCGUAGCUAUCUAUCUAUCUAUCUAUCUUUCUAUCUAUCUAUCACGUUAUGUCCAUUUGUUCAUAUCUAUGUAGCACAGUCUAUCUAUCUAUCUAUCUAUCUAUCUAUCUAUCUAUCUAUCUAUCUCAGUCUGUUCAUAUCCAUCUAUCUCUUUCAUUCUGAUUCUAUCUCUUUAUCUAUCUCUUUAUGCCCGUCUGUUCGCAUCUAUCUAUCUAUCUAUCUAUCUAUCUAUCUAUCUAUCUAUCUAUUUCACUCUUCUGUUCAUAUCUAUCUCGCUAAACUCUUUUCUAUUCAUAUCUAUCUCUUUCAGUCUGUUCAUAUCUAUCUAUAUCUAUAUCUAUGUCUGUGA
This is a messenger RNA of Acanthosepion pharaonis, 621 nucleotides long. The record is from the annotation of a GenBank genome assembly. Lineage: Eukaryota; Metazoa; Mollusca; Cephalopoda; Sepiida; Sepiidae.